AUGGUCAAACCUCCAACGUACGAGGAGAGGUGGAGCCAGAAUACACCAAGGAAGAAUGACCUAAAGGAGUCAAACAUUUCGAUGAAGAAAUACCACCACAAUCCAACAUUCGGCAGUAUAGCACAAGUUGUGAAUGUGCUUGUUGGACGACCAAUGCAUGUUGCAAUGGUAAAUGGAUUGAAAAGAAAGGCAGCAGCGAUGGCGAAACUGGUCCACCGUUUAUCCUUCCUAGGAGAAGUAAAAAGCCUCGAAUUUCCUGCCUCUCCAGACUCUGCUAUGCUGAUUAAAGCAUUUGCGCUCAAAAGGUCGAUUAAUAUGUAUAGUAGAUACGUGAAUGAGGGAUAUAUCGAGGAGCUCGGGAGGAGAGAGAAGAGGGGGAGGAACAAUGGUGCCUGA
Messenger RNA from Sclerotinia sclerotiorum 1980 UF-70, 396 nucleotides. RefSeq lists its product as hypothetical. The record is from RefSeq and is a predicted model, not a curated record. Lineage: Eukaryota; Fungi; Ascomycota; Leotiomycetes; Helotiales; Sclerotiniaceae. The transcript has 2 exons. Bases 1 to 396 code for a protein of 131 amino acids.